Eruca vesicaria subsp. sativa (arugula) is the source of this 1344-nucleotide messenger RNA. The record is from the annotation of a GenBank genome assembly. Lineage: Eukaryota; Viridiplantae; Streptophyta; Magnoliopsida; Brassicales; Brassicaceae.
AUGUAUGAGGAUAGUUCUUGUUUUGAUCCUAAUCCAACGGUGGAAGCAAUCGUCGACAACAAUGGCGGUUACUAUGACUCAACCACGGCGACAGAAACAGACUUUACACAACAGUUCCAACCACCCCUCAUGAUCCCCGGGAUGAGCACAACAAACACCUUCAACGACGAGCUUAAGAUCCCAACAAUGGAUGACUUCUCAGUCUUCCCAUCUCUUGUCUCUUUCCCAAACACAGAAACUCAUAACCAAAUCAGCAACGACAACAACAACAACAACCAUCUGAUCCAACAGAUGAUUCACGAGUCAAACUGGGCUACUUCUGGAGACAACUAUGGAUUCUUGAUGAACACUUCAGAUCAAAACACAAUUCCAACUCCAACUCCUGAUCUUCUCAGCCUCUUGCAUUUGCCUUCAUGCUCAGUUCCAUUACCAAGCUCGAACCUAUCAGAUAUAAUGUCCGGUUCUUGCAUCUCAUACGACCCACUCUUCCAUCUAAACCUUCCUCCACAGCCUCCAGUGAUCCUUACUGCCAAUGACUACUCAGGAUUCUUUCUUGGAAUAGAUACCAAUACUACUACUACUACUCAAAGAGAUCAGCAAAAUGUUGGUGAUGAUGAGAACAACAUUGAUCAGUUCGAUACCAGUUUCGUCGAGUUUAGCAAAAACAUUAGGCGUAAAAGAAGAGGAAAGCAAAAGAACAAGCCGUUCACGACUGAGCGCGAGAGAAGAUGUCACUUGAAUGAGCGGUACGAGGCCUUGAAACUUCUCAUUCCUAGCCCUAGCAAGGGAGAUAGAGCAUCCAUUCUUCAAGAUGGAAUCGAUUAUAUUAACGAGUUGCGCAGAAGAGUAAGUGAGCUUAAGUAUUUAGUUGAGAGGAAAAGAUGUGGUGGGAGAAACAAGAACAAUAAUCAUGAAGUAGACAACAAUAACAAUUUAGACGCUAUUAAUAUUGACAAUGAUGAUCAUGAUGAUGAAAACAUGGAAAAGAAGAAAGAGACUGAUGUAAUAGACCAGUGUUCAAGCAACAACUCGUUGAGAUGUUCAUGGCUGAAAAGGAAAUCAAAAGUAACAGAAGUUGAUGUUAGGAUCGUUGAUGACGAAGUAACAAUCAAAGUUGUUCAGAAAAAGAAGAUUAAUUGUUUGUUGGUUGUCACCAAAGUGCUUGAUCAGCUACAUCUUGGUCUUCACCAUGUCUCUGGAGGGCAGAUUGGUGAGCAUUACAGUUUCUUGCUUAACACUAAGAUAAAUGAAGGAUCAACAAUAUAUGCAAGCGCAAUAGCAAACAGAGUUAUUGAAGUUGUGGAUCAGCACUACAUGGCUGCUCUUCCCAUCAAUAAUUACUAA